AUGAGUACCCAGCCUCGAUGGCUGAGGUCAAGAUUGCGCGUUUUGCUUUCAUCUGCCAUUGUUCUUUUCGUAACGCUAUGGCUAUUAGCAGCUCUCAAGUCUGGUCCUGUGCAAAUAUCAGACGAGUCAGAGCUGCGUCGCAAAUUUCCAUAUACAUACAAACAUAUUCACAGUUUCAAAAAGGCAUGGUAUAUUCCGCCAAAUUGGAUCCUCGCAAAUCAAUCAACCCCGAGGAACAUAGUCGAAGCAGUUCAGUUAGCCUCGAAAUCAGUCGUGUCUCAUCCUGAACGUCAUAUUCCAUUCUCAAAUAUUCCCCUCUUGAUGCAUCAAAAAUGGGAUACUACGCAGCUAACUGGCAUAAACGAGAUGGUUAUUUCCUACAUAGAGACAUGGCUGAAAGAUGCCGUCUCGCCCCCUCCAGGAUCCAGUGAAAUGGCAUACUUUAUCUGGGAUAACGAAGGUGUAUUGACACUAAUGGAAGAAUAUGAGCAUGAUUUGGUGAGAGAUUUUGUCGAGGUAUUUUCACCUGUAGAGAAGGUGGACAUUUUCCGCAUUGCAGUUUGUAAAUGGUUUGGAGGUAUCUACGGCGAUGUCGACACGAAAGCGCUUCAACACCCAUCUCAGUGGGUUCACUCAACUGAUAUCUCGGAAUGGACUGAUGGAAUGAGUGGAAAGAAAUAUGGCUUAGAUGAGGCUACGCUGGCACUUCUACACCAAACCUCUGGACAAUCUCCGCCAGUAAACGCAAUUUGGGGGAUUGAAUGCGAUACAGACCCGAAUACAGAUGCUCAUUGGCGCAUGGCGUAUACUUAUCCCGUUCAACUUACAAAUUGGGCAUUUGCAUCUGCUGCCAACCAUCCCAUAUUGCAGUAUUUCUUGGAUCGUCUACAUGAGAAAGCUGCAGAAGCCAGGGACAGAGUUCUGGAAAAUCCAGGCACUAGCUUAUCCCAAUUACAUUACGAUCCAGUAACGCGCACAGGCCCUGUAGCCGUUACAGAAGCUACUAAAUGGCGGUUGGAAGAGCAUGACGGCUUGAGAUGGAACGCAUUGACAGGCUUAAAAGACGGCGGAAAGACUAAGCUAGUGGGCGACGUCUUGAUUCUUCCAAUAACAGGAUUCAGCCCAACACAAAAGAAAUAUAGUAGAAUGGGGGAGAAAUCCUGGGACGAUCCUGACGCUAGACUUGCACAUAAAGCUAUGGGUUCAUGGCAUCACACGAAUCUUAUAGUUGAAUAUGGGAAAUUUUGUCGUACUUUCUUUGGCCUAUGUAAAGACUGGCAGAAGAUGUGGUAA
Trichoderma asperellum CBS 433.97 is the source of this 1293-nucleotide messenger RNA. RefSeq lists its product as uncharacterized. NCBI's taxonomy places the organism in Eukaryota, Fungi, Ascomycota, Sordariomycetes, Hypocreales, Hypocreaceae. Gene Ontology annotation, biological process: protein N-linked glycosylation. Gene Ontology annotation, cellular component: mannan polymerase complex. Gene Ontology annotation, molecular function: alpha-1,6-mannosyltransferase activity. The record is from RefSeq and is a predicted model, not a curated record.